This is a messenger RNA of Chaetomium fimeti, 1811 nucleotides long. RefSeq names its product glycosyltransferase family 1 protein. Bases 480 to 1403 code for a protein of 307 amino acids. The record is from RefSeq and is a predicted model, not a curated record. Lineage: Eukaryota; Fungi; Ascomycota; Sordariomycetes; Sordariales; Chaetomiaceae. Gene Ontology annotation, biological process: dolichol-linked oligosaccharide biosynthetic process. The transcript has 3 exons. Gene Ontology annotation, molecular function: hexosyltransferase activity. Gene Ontology annotation, cellular component: UDP-N-acetylglucosamine transferase complex.
CAAGCACAGCAUCAAGGCAAGGUUUCUGUUUAGGAAAAAGGGGAUCAUUCGGAACCCGUAUUGAUGAUUGGUUUAUAUCUGAACAUCAGCUGCCGUUAAAUGCUGCAUUGUCGCAUGAUAGCAUCAACGUUUGCCGACGGUCAGGAAGCCCAGACCUCCAUUCAAAAACACGCCAAUUCCUGGUGACGACUGGUCAUCGCACACACAGGACAGAAGGCCAAGCACGGGCAUUACACGAUGCAAAAACAUCCUGGAUGAAUCCCUUCUAAUCAGCCUCGUACAAUCAGUAACAGAGACGGGGACAAUUUUCCACUUUCCCUCGUGGGAGUAACCAUCUUAACGUAUCACCGAAGUUUACCUAACCUCCACACCACCCCUUUAUCAGCACACCCCACACAGUCAUUCUGCCAACGCGAUAAGAUACAGCCAUUCAUCAUCCGCCUCGGUUCUCCCGAGAAGACAGCACCACCACAGCUGCGAUGGACAACGGCGUCAACGGGCCGGGUGGGAAAGGGGACGGCAGUUUCAGCUCCGGCUUGGGCACAGACACCGUCCCCGAAGCUCGUGGGGCGAAACGCCAGCGAAUUGAUACUUCUAGUGAUGAUAAACUCGAAGCACACCAACCAACAGCUCACUCGAUUCAGACUGGCCGCUGCUGUUUUGUCACGGUCGGGGCAACGGCUGGUUUCCGAUCUCUCCUCGACGAGGUCACCACCGCCGAGUUUUUCGAUUGCCUCGCGAAGCACGGUUACACCUCCCUCCAGGUCCAGUGUGGCCCAGACCAUGCUGCCAUCCGGGAACGUGUCGCCAGCGUAAGCGAUGAGGGGAAGCGCGGUAUCUUCGUUCGCUGCUUCAACUACACGGGCGAGAUGACCACCAACAUCCUCAACUGCCGGGGCGAGGACAACGCACGUCCGGCUGGGUGUGUCAUCGCCCAUGGUGGUACUGGAACUGUCGGCGAGGUACUGGGUAUCGGUGCCCCACUAAUUGUCGUCGCAAACCCGACAUUGAUGGACAAUCACCAGCUUGAGCUGGCCGAGACUCUCGAGGCACAGAACCUCGUCGUCCAUGGGCACAUCGGAUCCCUUGCCGCCGCCAUCCACCGGGUCGCCGACCGCAUCACCCAAGGCAGGUUGGACGCGCUCCCACCGUACACCCCGCCGUCGUUUCCUGUUUCUGCCGCCGACCGCGUGACUCUCUUCGAUUGGAUGGUACUGACCUGCUACCCAGACGAGCUCGCCGCCCAGAUGCACGUCACCGAUCUGGGCCUCGUUGAAGCAGAAUUUGCAGCUAAGCAACAACAGCAACCUUAUCAGCAGCAGGGACAACCUAUCGCUAGUGACAAUGUACCCGCCACGGGGAUCAACAGCCAGGAGGACAACGGCAUGCUACAGCUCGAUUAGGAAUACGAGGCUGGCAACGUCCAUGCGUCCGGCGCUGGUGGCGGUCUGACAAACAACAACAAAACAACAACAUUCCCGCCGUCGUAAUCAACGACGUGCUCCAGCGCAACCCGGGCUCCAAGGUUGGCAAUCUUGCCAUGCCUGACGCCGCUGGUGGAGGCAGUGAUCGGAACGAGGAAGAGAGAAGUCGGCUCAUCGACCUCAACGAGGCGGACCUGCCGUUUCCCGAUUUGAAUGGGGCUGGCAAUCACGGCCACCACGACCACCAUACUAUCGGCGGCAAUUACCCAUUGUCCCUAGCACCAUCUUGGUGGAUGAUGGCCCAGCGUUUGGGGUCGCCAAGGUGAAUAGGGGCAUGAGCUGGAACAGGGAUGAGGGUUAUUGAGUGCUAAAUUACCAUCCUGCUCG